Molecule: messenger RNA, 1224 nt
Organism: Populus nigra (black poplar)
Lineage: Eukaryota; Viridiplantae; Streptophyta; Magnoliopsida; Malpighiales; Salicaceae
Product: E3 ubiquitin-protein ligase PUB24-like
Exons: 1
Coding region: 1-1224 (407 amino acids)
Biological process (GO): protein ubiquitination
Molecular function (GO): ubiquitin protein ligase activity
Source: RefSeq, a predicted model, not a curated record
AUGGCUGAUAUAGAAAUUCCUGAAUAUUUUCUAUGUCCCAUAUCGCUACAAAUCCUGAAAGAUCCAGUAACAACAAUAACAGGCAUCACAUACGAGCGACAAAGCAUAGAACAAUGGUUGAAGACGGCCCAAGGAAACCCUACGUGUCCAGUAACAAAGCAGCCUUUGCCAGGAGAUUCUGAGUUGAUACCAAAUCACACAUUGAGGCGGCUAAUUCAAUCAUGGUGCACUCUGAAUGCCAUCGAUGGCAUCGAUCGAAUUCCCACUCCGAAAUCUCCUAUCAAGAAGAGCCAAGUCCUUAGACUCAUCAAGGAUCUUGAUGUCCCUGAUCACUCCUGUACUAAAGCAUUAAUGAAACUGGAAGCCCUGGCCGCAGAGAAUGAAAGGAAUAGGACUUGCAUGGUGGAAGCUGGCGUGGCAAAAGCUAUGGUUCUUUUCAUUAUAAAAUGUUUCAAAGAAGGAAAGACAACCGGCCUUGAAGAAGGUUUGAGAAUUCUUUAUCUUAUUUGGAACCAAUCACAAGAAAUCAAGCUUCUUGUCAGGGAGAACCAAGAAUUCAUCGAUUCAUUGACAUGGAUCUUACGUUGUAAGAUAGAUAAUCAUGUUGCUGUCAAGACUCACGCAAUGCUAGUAUUGCACAGAACAAUAUGCGUUGUUUGUCAAAAGCUAUUGGAGAGAUUAAAGGUUGAUUUCUUCAAAGAGAUCGUAACAAGGGUUCUUAGGAAGAGAAUCUCUGAACUAGCCAUAAAGUCAGCCUUGCUUGUCCUAACAGAAGUGUGUUUUGCGGGCAGAAACAGAAUGAAAAUUGUUGAAGCUAAUGCGGUUUUUGAGCUCAUUGAACUAGAGCUAGAGAAACCCGAGAGGAACAUCACAGAGCUCAUUUUUAAUCUUUUGGCUCAGUUGUGUUCAUGUGCAGCUGGGAGAGAACAGUUUCUAAAGCACGCAGGAAGCAUUGCCAUGCUUUCAAAGAGGGUCCUUAGGGUUUCUCCAGCAACAGAUGAUCGAGCAGUGCACAUUCUUGAUUUAAUCUCAAAAUUUUCUGCUGGAGACGAAGCUGUUCUAGAGAUGUUGAGAGUUGGUGCUGUGUCAAAACUCUGCAUGCUUAUUCAGGCAGACUGUGCUCCCUAUUUAAAAAAGAAAGCAAGAGGGAUCCUCAGGUUGCACUCCAAUACGUGGAACAAUUCUCCUUGCAUUGCCGUAUAUUUGUUAACAAGGUAUCCAUAA